AUACCCUUGAGGAAGUAGACACGAAAAUGUCGUUGGAUCUGUGAGAAGUUGGCAAAUAUUUAUUUAUACUUGUAUUUUGUGUUGAUUCGAGUAAAAUGGACAGAUUCACAUGGUCAAAUGGUCUUCUGGAAAUGAAUGAAACAUUGGUGAUUCAACAACGAGGUGUCAAACUUUAUGACGGAGAAGACAAGGCCAAGUUGGAUGUUGGAAUUGCUCUGCUGAGUACUCACCAGUUAAUAUGGAGGGACCUGAAGAAUAAUGAAUGCUGCAUAGCCAUACCCCUUUCUCAGAUCAUCUACUUUGAGGAACAAGCUGCGGGUAUCGGAAAGAGUGCCAAGAUAGUGGUCCACCUGCACGCUUCCCCGGCCAAUAAGGAGCCAGGACCCUACCAGCAGAGCAAGUUCUCCUACUUCAAACUGUCCUUCAAAGAGCAUGGACAGAUAGAGUUCUUCCGGAGGCUGACCGAGGAGUUGAGCCAGAAGAGAUGGGAGAGUACGCCCAUGUCACAACCCAUCCCUACGGCAACCAACUCACAGGUCAGAGGUCGUCAUAGAACAGACAGUCUACUCUAA
Molecule: messenger RNA, 572 nt
Organism: Salvelinus sp. IW2-2015
Lineage: Eukaryota; Metazoa; Chordata; Actinopteri; Salmoniformes; Salmonidae
Gene: vps36
Product: vacuolar protein sorting 36 homolog
Biological process (GO): protein transport to vacuole involved in ubiquitin-dependent protein catabolic process via the multivesicular body sorting pathway
Cellular component (GO): ESCRT II complex; late endosome membrane
Molecular function (GO): ubiquitin binding; phosphatidylinositol-3-phosphate binding
Source: RefSeq, a predicted model, not a curated record